GGUCUGCAUCCCCUAAGGGGGUCCCAAAAUGGGAGGGCCAUUUGCCCCGGGUUAGGGACCCCAGGAUGUUUCCAGAAUUGGGAUGCUCCUCAAACCUGGAUGGGGGAGGGGAGGGGCUCCGCAGAGGGUCGAGACCCCGGACCUGGGGGUUCCUCGCCCCCUUACCUCUCCGCUGCCGCCUCCCCCGCCGCUCUCCCCAAACACUGCCCGGAACCGGCGCAGGUUGGUGCCGAUGGCGGCCGAGACCUGCAGCGCCGCGUCGAAGCCCGGGCCCACCCGGAGCAGGGCCGGCCCUGAGGAGGCUGAGGACGAUGACGAAGACGAAGACGAGGCAGACGACGAAGAGGCUGCUGAGGCGGCGGCCGCUCCCCCUGGAACCCCAGCCCCGCUGCUUCCCGCCGCCGCCGCCACCGCCGGGGGGGAGGGGGGCGCCCCGGGGCCGCCACCGCCGGCCGGGGGCCCGGGGGGAAGCAGCAAGGCCGGGACGCGUUGCCGCGGGGCGCCCCCUAGGCCCCGGCGCCCCCCGCCGCCACCGCCCCCGGUGGUCCCGGGUCGGGCGGGGAAGCGCCACCGACAGCUGUGCGCCAUGUUCGCCCCAAACACCGUAUUUUGAAGAGGAGUCCAGAAGGGAAAGAAGCUAUGUAGAAUAGCAUCCUUUUACCAGUAAGAUCAGUGCUCAUCACAAUAUUGGCCACAAGUCCAGAGGGAAUUUAUACCAACUAAUUAUCAGAGAAACCCAAGUUAACCAGUUUGAGGAACACUCUUCAGGAUAUCUAGACAAGAUACCUCAAAGUGGCCAAAUCUUGCAAGAUCAGACAUAAAAACAAACAAACAAAAAAAGAGAAUACCCUGAGGACUGGGACCUAGAAGUGAAAAAUACUAAUGGAAAAACUGGUGAAACCCAAAUAAAAUCUUCAGCUUAGUUAAAGGGAAAGCUGAAAAUAGGAAAUUCUUUGGAAAAAUGAGGAAAACGGCUUACUAGCAGACUAGUUAGUGUUCUGUAGGAGGGAACCUAGUAUUUAUUGAAUCUGGCACUCUAAGCUAUCAUUGUUUGGCUGGUGAUGAAGGGGAGGAGAAAACGAAUUACUAAGCAUCCAAACACAGCAAAACAAGCUCCAAAGCACUACAUGUUUUUAAAAUUCGCUUUACAUUCACAUUUUAUAACCAAAUCGGAACAUAUAGAAAUUCAGCUAUUUAGAAAUCUGACCUUCAACAAUUUACUACAAAACAGAAGAGUAAAUUUCACCUCCCGCUUCAGAAAUAAAACGAGUAAUCUGCUACUCAGAAAAGAACUGUACCGACAGAAUAUAUCAUUCAGGCUUGUGACUACUCAGUGUUCAUCUGAGCUACGGCACUCUAGCAGACUUUUCUAACAGAGCAACCCCGCGAACGCCAAGCCACCAUGCUAGAGACGACAGUGGGCUGGCAUCGCUUUCUAUGCGGACUCAGACAAGGAUAUUCAUCCCUGCGUUCCCACUUCCCUUCGCCGGAUGCAGACUCCUCUAGGAUCUGACCAAGACGGUAAGCAAACCCAACUUCCAGAGGCCUUACGGGUCUUUCAGAAUUCCUGAUGACUUUCUAGCACUUCGCCAGACCACCCGAUGAGGCCUGACGUGCGACCUUCACCGUCUCCGUCCUGCCUUCCCAGUUCUCCAAGGCACGGUGAGGGGGCCUCCCGGCGUCCGCGGCGGACUGAAACCCGGCUUGUUCACACGACCCUCUCCGUGUGCGCCCUAAGAAGCCGGCCGGGUGCAGGCUAGGGGAGGCUGCAGCCUCCCGGCUGCCCCUGGCGGCCCUCCCGGCUGCCCCUGGCGGCCCUCCCGGCGCCCCCGGGCCCCUUGGUGCCCACAGCACACUCCUGCCCGUCGCGAGCCUCCCCCGGGCCGCGCUCACCGGCUACUAGCCCCGGGGCCUUCUCCGCGAAGUUUCGGACGAACUUGGCCAUCGUCUAGGGUGGAAGGUCCGUCUCCUCGAACCGCCGGCUGAAUGUCACCCUCGGAAGGACCCGUGGCAGGCCCCCUGCCCGACUUCCAAGAGGCAGCAUGGAAAAUAGAGGAGCCCACCAGAAAGAAGGCACUUGUGGAGGAAAGGCCCAUGUGACUACAAGGAAGGUCAAGAAAAAUGUGAAGGGGACCGUUUGAGCACAACUACCCUUCAGUAAGGGGAAAAGUCACGGCACUGUGAACUUCAGGUGACAGAAGACACAUUUCUUAACUGGCUUGCACUGAGAACUGAUUCCUACACCAACUCAGCAUGGCCUAUAGAGGAGGAGGUGGGCAUGGGCAGCGCCCCUCAGUGAUGCCUUCCACCAACAGCACCCGCACACAUAAUAUCUGCAUGGUCUCUGACUUUUUCUACCCAAACAUGGGAGGUGUGGAAAGCCACAUUUACCAGCUCUCUCAGUGCCUCAUUGAGAGGGGGCACAAAGUCAUAAUUAUCACCCAUGCUUACGGAAAUCGAAAGGGCAUCCGUUACCUCACCAAUGGCCUCAAAGUUUAUUACUUGCCUCUCAGAGUCAUGUACAACCAAUCUACAGCCACGACUCUCUUCCACAGUCUGCCAUUGCUCAGGUACAUAUUUGUCCGGGAGAGAGUUACCAUAAUCCAUUCCCACAGUUCUUUUUCUGCCAUGGCCCAUGAUGCUCUCUUCCAUGCCAAGACAAUGGGGCUUCAGACAGUCUUCACGGACCAUUCCCUUUUUGGAUUUGCUGACGUCAGCUCUGUGCUUACAAACAAGCUUCUAACUGUGUCUCUCUGUGACACAAACCACGUCAUUUGUGUCUCUUACACAAGUAAGGAAAACACUGUACUGCGGGCAGCAUUAAACCCUGAAAGAGUGUCCGUCAUUCCCAACGCCGUAGAUCCUACUGACUUCACCCCAGGACCACUUAGGAGGCAUGGUGGUGUGAUAACAAUUGUUGUUGUGAGCAGGCUGGUUUACAGAAAAGGGAUUGACCUGCUCAGUGGUAUAAUACCCGAGCUCUGUCAGAAAUAUCCCGAGUUAAAUUUCCUAAUUGGGGGAGAGGGACCAAAGAGCAUCGUUUUGGAAGAAGUACGGGAAAGAUACCAACUACAUGACAGAGUGCAUCUUUUGGGAGCUUUAGAACACAAGGAUGUCAGAAAUGUCUUAAUUCAAGGACAUAUUUUUCUUAACACCUCCCUGACCGAAGCCUUCUGCAUGGCGAUCCUGGAAGCUGCCAGCUGUGGUCUACGGGUUGUCAGCACCAAGGUUGGUGGGAUUCCUGAAGUGCUUCCGGAGAAUCUUAUUAUUUUAUGUGAACCUUCAGUAAAAUCUUUGUGUGAAGGGCUGGAAAAAGCUAUUUUCCAAGUGAAGUCGGGGAUGUUCCCAGAUGCAGAAAAUAUCCACAAUGUAGUGAAGGCUUUCUACACCUGGCGGAAUGUGGCAGAGAGAACUGAGAAGGUGUACGAGAGGGUGGCGAAGGAAACUGUGCUGCCCAUGCACGAGAGGCUGACCAGGCUCACCUCUCACUGUGGCUCACUUACAGGCCACAUUUUCGCUUUGCUGGCUGUCUUCAGCUAUCUCUUCCUCAUGUUACUGAGAUGGAUGACUCCCGAUUCUGUCAUUGAUGUGGCAAUAGAUGCCACUGGGCCAAGGGGAGCGUGGACUCAUGAAUGUCCUCAUGAUACAAAAGGAGAUGAGAUUGACAAGGUAUCCAAGAGCGAGCCUGAACUGUAAACUUUAGAGAGUUCUAUUAAAAUGGUUGAAAAAUAACCUUGUUCUUUUGUUUUGGGGCUUUGAAGUUAACUUGCUAAACCAUGCUACCUCUGUAGCAUUCAUGGUUUCACUUGAGGAAAGCUCAACACUCAUGUGAUUCCUGAGCUUGGAAGUUCCUUGCACUCCUUUGAGGGAGACCAGUUCGGCCACUCAGGUUUGAAAGUUUCAGAUUACUGAAAUCCCUCCGGUGGAGAUGUUUUAGCAUUACACUUUGGGAGCCUUGGGUGCUAGGUCAUUUUUGGCCAGUUUUUAACAUUAUACUAUCAAUUCAACAUCCACCAGACACAUACAAGCUUAGGGAGAUGUAAAGUUAUGUGAACUAUUUUAAGUCAAGUUGAUGUUUCUUUAUUGGACCCUGAGAUUCUACUCUUACACAUGGGUAAAUGUACCAUACAAUCUGAUCAACUUGCCAACAUGUUUUGAGUACCUGCUCUAUAGGAAAUGUUGGACAGGUAGUACCUGCCACUUAGGACUUAGUUAAUGUGAUGUGGUCAAUAGUUAACAAGUCCCAAAUGCUCAAGUUACUUUAUUUGAGGAAAGUGCCACAUCAUAUACUCUUAGUACCUCUCUAAUCCUGCUGUAUGCAUUCUCCUAGGUGGACACUUCAUAUCAUGUGUGUAUGAAGACAUUUUGCUUUUCAAGUCCUAGGGGCUGGUACCACUGUUGUAGGCUUAAAAAAUUACUUAUUACUACUGUUGUGUGUUCAUGACAUGUAUGUAGGGUAGAACAAUGUGUGUCUGUAUACAGACCUUGAGUAUAAUUGUCAGUGUAUGUAGAAACACACUGUUCCACCCAGCUAUUUAGAAUUAUUUAAAGUGAAGUGAACAUUGAGGAAUUUUCUAAAAAGUUGUAUUGCUUUUUUUAAUUGUAUUGCUUCUGAUGUUAUAGUUGCAUGCAUAAACCAAGGCUGUUAAAACAUGCUCAUGACCAAAAAUAAA
Onychomys torridus (southern grasshopper mouse) is the source of this 4673-nucleotide messenger RNA. Its product is annotated as N-acetylglucosaminyl-phosphatidylinositol biosynthetic protein-like. Gene Ontology annotation, molecular function: phosphatidylinositol N-acetylglucosaminyltransferase activity. Gene Ontology annotation, biological process: GPI anchor biosynthetic process. The transcript has 4 exons. Bases 2254 to 3696 code for a protein of 480 amino acids. Lineage: Eukaryota; Metazoa; Chordata; Mammalia; Rodentia; Cricetidae. Gene Ontology annotation, cellular component: glycosylphosphatidylinositol-N-acetylglucosaminyltransferase (GPI-GnT) complex. The record is from RefSeq and is a predicted model, not a curated record.